Messenger RNA from Balearica regulorum gibbericeps (East African grey crowned-crane), 195 nucleotides. Lineage: Eukaryota; Metazoa; Chordata; Aves; Gruiformes; Gruidae. The record is from RefSeq and is a predicted model, not a curated record.
GUCACCAGCGAGAAGCUGUGCCGGGCCCAGCAGGAGCUGCACUUCCAGGCAGCCACCUACCUCUGCCUGCUCCGCAGUGUCCGGGAGCACACGGCCCUUCACCAGGAGUACCACGGCAAGGGCGAGCGCUCGCCUGAGGAGGUCGCCGGCCUAGUGGGCUUCAGGUUGCCUCAGCAGCCAGGAGGGAAGGGUUAA